This is a messenger RNA of Morus notabilis, 1375 nucleotides long. RefSeq names its product chalcone synthase 2. The record is from RefSeq and is a predicted model, not a curated record. Gene Ontology annotation, biological process: polyketide biosynthetic process. The transcript is spliced from 2 exons. Gene Ontology annotation, molecular function: acyltransferase activity, transferring groups other than amino-acyl groups. Lineage: Eukaryota; Viridiplantae; Streptophyta; Magnoliopsida; Rosales; Moraceae. The coding region runs from base 7 to 1182 and encodes 391 amino acids.
AUUAGCAUGGCGACCUCCGUCCACGAAAUCCGAAAGGCACAGCGGGCCGAGGGGCCGGCCGCCGUGCUGGCCAUCGGCACUGCCAAUCCGCCCAACUUCUUCAUGCAGGCUGAUUAUCCUGACUUUUACUUCCGCAUCACCAACAGUGAACACAAGACUGAACUCAAGGACAAGUUUAGACGCAUGUGUGAGAAAGCAACGAUAAAGAAGCGUCACAUGUACUUGACGGAAGAGAUCCUAAAAGAAAACCCAAAGAUGUGCGAGUACAUGGCGCCAUCGUUGGACGCACGGCAGGACAUAGUGGUGGUGGAGAUACCAAAGCUAGGCAAAGAGGCGGCGGUGAAAGCCAUAAAGGAGUGGGGCCAGCCAAAGUCAAAGAUAACCCACCUCAUCGUCUGCACUACCUCCGGCGUCGACAUGCCCGGCGCCGACUACCAGAUCACAAAGCUCCUCGGCCUCCGCCCCUCCGUCAAGCGCUUCAUGAUGUACCAACAAGGCUGCUUCGCUGGCGGUGCUGUCCUCCGCCUCGCCAAGGACUUGGCGGAGAACAACAAGGGCGCUCGGGUCCUGGUCGUCUGCUCUGAGAUCACUGCCGUCACGUUCCGCGGGCCCUCCGAACUCCACCUGGACUCCAUGGUGGGGCAGGCGUUGUUCGGUGAUGGCGCCGCCGCAGUCAUCGUCGGCGCAGAACCGGACUUGUCGAUCGAAAGGCCGCUGUUUGAGCUGGUUUCGGCGGCGCAGACGAUCCUUCCAGACUCGGAGGGUGCGAUUGACGGGCAUUUGAGAGAAGUGGGUCUGACAUUUCAUCUCCUCAAGGACGUACCUGCGUUGAUAUCGAAGAACAUAGAGAAGAGUCUGGUGGAGGCAUUCACUCCGAUCGGGAUUAGCGACUGGAAUUCGAUAUUCUGGGUGGCGCACCCGGGAGGACCGGCGAUCCUCGACCAGGUGGAGGCGAAGGUUGGGCUGAAGAAAGAGAAGCUGACGGCCACUCGUCAGAUGUUGAGCGAGUACGGAAACAUGUCCAGUGCGUCCGUACUCUUCAUAUUAGACGAGAUGAGGAAGAAGUCGGCGGAGGAAGGCAAGUCCACCACCGGCGAAGGCCUCGAAUGGGGCGUCCUCUUCGGCUUCGGCCCCGGUCUGACCGUCGAGACUGUUGUGCUGCACAGCCUUCCCAUUAAUUAAUUGAUAUAAUUUCCUCGUUAUAAAUUAAGCCAUGCCAUGUGAUGAUUACUUUUUAUAAUUAGGUUCAUAACUUUUGCUAUACAUAUUUCAACAAUAAUAAGUGUAAUGAUUUUAAUUCAUACUUGUUCAUGUGACAUUCUUCUUGUCAUAAUAAUUAAAGUAAAAUUAUGAGAACAUAAAUUGUUUUUUCAUU